AUGGAUAUACAUUCAUUGAUGGGUCGAGCUUCGACCAUGAUGUCGGGCAAACGAAAUGAUGAUAGUAUGUCUGACAGACUUAAUUAUCGAUAUACAGUUGCCAUUUUGGUUAUUUUUGCCAUCAUCAAUAUGAAUCGUUUAUAUACAGAUCAAAUUAAAUGUUGGGUACCAGCAUUUUUUACACCAAAUUAUGAUGAAUAUGUUCGUUCCGUAUGUUUUGUUCAAAAUACUUAUUAUGUUAAACAUCUAGAUAAAGUUCCUAAAACAUAUAAAAGAAAAAAAGAAAGUGAAAUCUUAUAUUAUCAAUGGAUUCCAUUUCUUUUACUUAUUAAAGCAUUUUUAUUCUAUAUACCACGUAUAUCAUGGAAUACAUUUGGUUUAAAAAGUGGUGUACAAUUAUCUGAUCUUGUUGAAUCAUCAUUUGAUUAUAAAAUGCCAACAACAGAUGCAGCACAUCGUCAAAUGUGUCUUGAUUAUGUUGUCGAUACAAUCGAUGAAUAUUGUAAUGAUCAUCGUCGACAGAUUACUACACGAAAAGAUUUAAAUACAUUCUAUCGAAAAAUAUCUGCUGGUUGGUGUCUAUCAGGAAAAUAUCUUGGCAAUUAUCUUGUUGUUUUAUAUAUAACAACAAAACUAAUGUAUAUUAGCAUAUCAUUAUUUCAAAUAUUUUUAUUAAGUAUACUAUUAGGCUCUAAUUUUGCUUUUUAUGGUAUACAAGUUAUUGAUCGUCUCUUUCGAGGUAUUAAUUGGGAUUCCGAAACACGUUUAUUUCCUAAAACAACUUUAUGUGAUUUUACUGUACGAGAAUUUGGUCAUCCGAAAUUAGCUCAUGAAUAUACUGUUCCAUGUGUUUUACCAUUAAAUUUAUUUAAUCAACAAAUGUUUACAUUUCUUUAUUUUUGGUAUUGUAUUGUCAUAUUAUUAAAUAUUGGCGAUUUUUUCAUAUGGUUAUAUACAAUUUCUCCAAAAAAUCGUCGAGCUUUUAUUCUUACACGUCUUCAUUCGAAAAAAUAUCCAUUAACAAAUGAAACAAGAGAUCUUGAAAAUAUUCGUAUAUUUGCUGAUGAUUAUCUUGAAGCUGAUGGAUUUUUUAUGUUAACAUUAAUUAAAGAAAAUAGUUCCGAUUUUGUUGCAUCAGAAGUUAUUCAUCAUUUAUAUAAUGAAAAAUUUCUUAAAAAAUAUUUUAAAGAAACAACAAGAGCUCGAACAUCGACAAUCUAUGAUGCUAUAGAUACGAAACAAGAUGAUGAUUCAGAUAGUAAUACAAAACAACGUCGACAAUUCUGUUCAAUGAUUUGUUAA
Molecule: messenger RNA, 1302 nt
Organism: Adineta steineri
Lineage: Eukaryota; Metazoa; Rotifera; Eurotatoria; Adinetida; Adinetidae
Source: the annotation of a GenBank genome assembly